Molecule: messenger RNA, 4394 nt
Organism: Triplophysa dalaica
Lineage: Eukaryota; Metazoa; Chordata; Actinopteri; Cypriniformes; Nemacheilidae
Gene: gria3b
Product: glutamate receptor, ionotropic, AMPA 3b
Exons: 16
Coding region: 311-2962 (883 amino acids)
Biological process (GO): synaptic transmission, glutamatergic; modulation of chemical synaptic transmission; monoatomic ion transport
Cellular component (GO): postsynaptic membrane; AMPA glutamate receptor complex; plasma membrane
Molecular function (GO): AMPA glutamate receptor activity; transmitter-gated monoatomic ion channel activity involved in regulation of postsynaptic membrane potential
Source: RefSeq, a predicted model, not a curated record
UCCACAGCAUCAGUCUCUCUCUCUCUCUCUCCCCUCGACCAUCCUCAGCAUUAGUCUCUCUCUCACAUUCCUCCCUAUCUCUAUCUCCUCGACCAUCCCCAGCAUCAGUCUCUCUCUCUCUCUCCCCUUCUCUCUCUCCUCGACCAUCCCCAGCAUCAGUCUCUCUCUCUCUCUCUCUCUCUCUUCUCGCUUGCUGAAGAUUGUUCUCCACGAGUCUCCGCGCUUUACUGACGCCUGGAUCUCUGCCUUUAUGAAUCUCUUCAGUCAGCUCGUGUUAUAAAGGCUUGAUUUUGUUGAGGCACACGAGAAAAUGGAUCAAAGACUGGUGCUUUUUUUAUUAUGGCUAUUCGGCAGAUCUCUCGCUGGAUUUCCCAAUCAGAUCAAUAUAGGUGGGCUCUUCAUGCGCUCUACUGUUCAGGAACACAGCGCUUUCAGAUUUGCCGUUCAGCUCUACAACACCAACCAGAACACGACUGAGAAACCCUUCCAUCUGAGUUACAAUGUAGACAACCUGGAGUCCUCCAACAGUUUCUCUGUCACACACGCAUUUUGUUCGCAGUUCUCCAGAGGUGUGUACGCCAUCUUCGGCUUCUACGAUAAGAAGUCCAUGAACACGCUGACUUCCUUCUGCGGCGCCCUCCACACCUCCUUCGUCACGCCCAGUUACCCCAUCGACUCAGACGUGCAGUUCGUCAUUCAGAUGCGGCCGCCGCUGAGGGGGGCCGUCCUCAGUCUCCUGUCUCACUACAAGUGGGACAAGUUUGUGUACCUGUACGACACAGACAGAGGAUUCUCCAUCCUUCAAGCCAUAAUGGAGGCAGCGGUGGCCAACAACUGGCAGGUAACUGCACGCUCGGUGGGCAGCAUAACGGACCCCCAGGAGUUUCGCCGCAUCAUUGAAGAAAUGGACAGGAGACAGGAGAAACGUUACCUCAUCGACUGUGAAGUGGACCGAAUCAAUGUCAUCUUAGAGCAGGUUGUGGCGCUGGGGAAGAACAGUCGGGGUUACCAUUAUAUUAUUGCCAAUCUGGGCUUCACCAACAUCAGUCUGGAUAAAGUGUUUCAGGGUGGAGCAAACAUCAGUGGCUUCCAGAUCAUCAAUCCUGAGAACCCUGUUGUACAACAGUUCCUCCAACGCUGGGACCGUCUGGAUGAAAGAGAGUUUCCAGAAGCUAGAAAUACUCCUCUGAAGUAUACCUCGGCGCUAUCCUACGACGCCAUCCUGGUCAUUGCCGAGGCUUUCCGUUACCUGCGACGCCAGCGAGUAGACGUGUCCAGACGGGGCAGUGCCGGGGAUUGCCUGGCCAACCCCGCGGUCCCUUGGAGCCAAGGCAUUGACAUUGAAAGAGCUCUGAAAAUGGUCCAGGUGCCGGGCAUGACUGGAAAUAUCCAGUUUGACAGCUUUGGCCGCAGAUCAAACUACACUAUUGACGUUUAUGAAAUGAAAACAGGGGGGCCGAGAAAAAUUGGAUACUGGAACGAGUUUGAGCGCUUUGUAAAUAUAAUGGAUCUGCAGUUCAGCAACGAUACCUCCUCAGUGGAAAACCGAACAAUUGUGGUCACUACUAUUAUGGAGGCGCCAUACGUGAUGUACAAGAAAAACCACAUGCAUCUGGAAGGCAAUGACAAGUAUGAAGGCUACUGUGUCGAUUUAGCUUCUGAGAUUGCCAAACAUGUUGGGAUUAAGUACAGACUGUCUAUAGUCAUGGACGGAAAAUACGGCGCCCGCGACCCUGAAACCAAGACAUGGAACGGGAUGGUGGGUGAACUCGUGUAUGGGAGAGCAGAUAUAGCUGUGGCACCCUUGACCAUCACACUGGUGAGAGAGGAGGUCAUCGACUUCUCCAAACCCUUCAUGAGUCUGGGCAUCUCCAUCAUGAUCAAGAAACCUCAGAAGUCAAAGCCAGGUGUCUUUUCAUUCCUGGACCCUCUGGCUUACGAGAUCUGGAUGUGCAUCGUGUUCGCCUACAUCGGCGUCAGUGUGGUCCUCUUCCUCGUCAGCCGCUUUAGCCCCUAUGAAUGGCAUUUGGAUGAGAGUGAUGAAGCCAAAGACCCCCAGACCCCUCCAGACCCGCCUAAUGACUUUGGGAUUUUUAACAGCCUGUGGUUCUCUCUCGGGGCCUUCAUGCAGCAGGGCUGUGAUAUCUCGCCAAGGUCCUUAUCGGGCAGAAUAGUGGGAGGCGUCUGGUGGUUCUUCACCCUCAUCAUCAUCUCGUCCUACACGGCUAACCUGGCUGCUUUCCUGACAGUGGAGAGGAUGGUUUCUCCCAUCGAGAGCGCAGAAGAUCUCGCCAAACAAACAGAGAUCGCAUACGGAACCCUGGACUCGGGAUCAACCAAAGAGUUCUUUAGGCGUUCCAAAAUAGCGGUGUACGAGAAAAUGUGGUCGUACAUGAAAUCAGCCGAGCCCUCCGUGUUCGCCAAGACGACACCCGACGGUGUGGCACGGGUACGCAAGUCGAAGGGCAAAUUCGCCUUUCUUCUGGAAUCCACCAUGAACGAGUACAUUGAGCAGCGGAAGCCGUGCGACACCAUGAAAGUUGGCGGCAAUCUGGACUCAAAGGGCUACGGUGUGGCCACCCCCAAAGGCUCAGCAUUAAGAACUCCUGUAAACCUUGCAGUAUUGAAACUCAGUGAACAAGGCAUCUUAGCCAAGCUGAAAAACAAAUGGUGGUACGAUAAGGGUGAAUGUGGAACCAAGGACUCUGGAAGUAAGGACAAGACAAGCGCUCUGAGCCUGAGCAAUGUGGCUGGUGUCUUCUAUAUUUUGGUUGGUGGACUGGGGCUGGCCAUGAUGGUGGCUUUGAUAGAGUUCUGUUACAAGUCACGUGCAGAAGCAAAAAGGCUGAAACUUGAAAAGAAUGCCCAAAGCUAUAAGCCAGCCCCUCCAGCCAACACUCAAAACUUUGCCACGUACCGAGAAGGCUACAACGUUUACGGAACAGAAAGCGUCAAGAUCUAAUGCAGAGACCUGCAGUGUUGGGAGAUCAUUACGACGAGAGAUGGCUGGAUGUUCAGGAAGGGUCGCUUGCCCGUCCGCCUCUCUUGCCCACUCUUCAUUCACAUCAACCCCAGCCUCUCCUCUCCUCUCCUGCCCACGCGCCGACGCACCAACACCAGCGUGGACUGUUGGAAGAAUUGGACACGAUUUCUUCAGUGCCUUAUGGGAUAUUCAGAGAAUCAUGUUGAUGCAAACUCAUAGUAGAAACACUGCAUCGCUCAAAUCACACAAACAUCAUCAUCAUAAUCUGUGAAAUAAUCUCUGAGUACACACAUAACUCCAUGGAAACCAAGAAAUAAAGCCAUCGUUUGCGAUUUUAGCACACUGAAAGAGCCAAUCUGACUUCAGACGUCUUCUGUGAACUUUGUGAAACCUGGUUGUCAAGCCAAAUGGGGAAUCGCUUGUCAAACAUCAACUGUAAAUUUGCUUUCACAAUCAUUAAAUCGCUGUAUUAGUUUAUCAGAUUUGGAUGAUUUAACAACAGAUCAGGAUUAUUGUGAAUCUGCUGACAUGUUAAAUAUUGUCUGUGUUUUUUUAUCUAUAUUUUACAGCAAGUUAGAUCACAAGCUAUAAACCCCAUUUGACCGGUAGUAAUAAUAAUAAUAAUCGUGUUCACGCAUAUGAAUUUCCAAAAAUCACCUUGGAGUUAGCCGAUUUCAUUCAUACACACUAACAAAGUCUUGAAAUGUUGUAGUUUUCACAGCAUACUGUACAAGAAACUCAAGCUAUAAAAUGGAUGACAUUAAUGUAGAUAAACUGCUCUCCACUUAAAGGACAUGGCUUUUAUGAUGUAGUAUUUGAUUACCUCACAGUUUUCCGACUAUAAUUCGCACAGAAAAUCAAGCUUUGAGAUUUCCUCUGAUUUGAUGAGCAUUCUAAGUGUUUGGUGAAUUAUUUAGACAACAAAGCUAAGAUUAAUAACAUUUACAAUAGAUGUGUCCUGGAGAAAACAGGGGAAGGCUUAGCACAUAGACAUUUUUGUGUUUGAAAGAAAACUAAACUGUGAUUCGGUGUGAUUCAGGAAGGGAGUGACCCUGGAUCCACAGAAAGAUAGUUUUAUAAUGAAAAGCUUUUCAAGGAAUAAAACUGUACAGUGAGAUUUCUAGCUAAGUAUUCACAAAUGAGUGACUGAAUUCCCAGAUUUUCUAUCUGCAUGCGAAAAUUUGUGAUUGCCAAGUAAAAGCCCUGAGACUUCCGUUAGAUUCUAGAGGGCCGGUAUAGAAAGGCAAUUUCAAACCUUGAUAUUUUGACCUGUAAAACUGCACUUCAGCCCAGACGACAUGAACAGUGUCAGGCUAAUGUAAGACUGCAUGCAUGGCUAUCAAUCCCUGAGCCCUGAUAGUGAGGCCUUGUACAAAGAAUUUUAAUACAUUUUGUAAAUAAAAACAAACAA